Messenger RNA from Lagopus muta (rock ptarmigan), 1818 nucleotides. It is a transcript of the gene SSC4D, whose product is annotated as scavenger receptor cysteine rich family member with 4 domains. The transcript has 9 exons. Gene Ontology annotation, cellular component: membrane. NCBI's taxonomy places the organism in Eukaryota, Metazoa, Chordata, Aves, Galliformes, Phasianidae. The coding region runs from base 1 to 1818 and encodes 605 amino acids. The record is from RefSeq and is a predicted model, not a curated record.
AUGGUCAUGUUAGUGCAGGAGUGGGGAACCUCCGAGCCCGCCCCGCCGCCGUUCCCAGAACUGCGCCUGGCCAACGGGCCCAGCCGGUGCCAGGGCCGCGUGGAGAUCCUCUACAACGGCUCGUGGGGCACAGUGUGUGACGAUGACUGGGACAUCGUAGAUGCCAACGUUGUGUGUCGGCAGCUGGGCUGCGGCCAUGCCAUCGCCCUGCCGGCACCCAUGACCUUCGGGCAGGGGAGUGGGCCCAUCUUCUUGGACAACGUGGACUGCAAGGGCCAGGAGGCGGCACUGAGCGAGUGCUGGAGCCACGGAUGGGGCAUCCACAACUGCUACCACUACGAGGACGUGGCUGUGGUCUGCAAUGAGCUUUCCCCCACAUCAGCAAGCGAAGGACCGACCAGCAGGACUGCUACAGCCUCGGUGCAGAAUGGGGAAGGUGACGGCCGCAUCCGGCUGGUGAGUGGGGCAGACGCCUGCCAGGGCCGCGUGGAGAUCUUCUACCAGGGGAGCUGGGGCACAGUGUGCGACGAUGACUGGGGGCUGAGCGACGCCAGCGUGGUCUGCAAGCAGGUGGGCUGCGGCCAGGCUCUGGAGUACAAAAGCAACGCCUAUUUCGGCUACGGCACGGGGCACAUCCUGCUGGACAACGUCAACUGUGAGGGCAGCGAGCCCAUCCUCUCCGCCUGCUACAGCCUCGGCUGGGGCAUCCACAACUGUGGCCACCACGAGGAUGCCGGGGUCAUCUGCAUGGGUCUGGACACAUCCACCAUCACAUCCUUCACCACCUCCACGGCCCUGGACCAUGAAGAAAUGCUCACUGCCACAGCCACAGCAGUGACAGACGGCCACGAGCAGCCCUCGCCUGCGACCGAGGUGAUCACCACUGUGCUCAUCACUGCUGAGCUGGAAAGUGGCGGCGUGCGGUUGGCGAACGGCAACGGGAGCUGCCGCGGUCGGGUGGAGGUGCGGCACGGCGGGACGUGGGGCACGGUGUGCGACGACGACUGGGACUUCCCCGACGCGCAGGUGGUGUGCCGGCAGCUGGGCUGCGGGCCCGCCGUCUCCGCCACCGUCCUGGGUUCCUUCGGGUACGGCAGCGGGCCCGUGCUGCUGGAUAACGUGGGGUGCGACGGGCACGAGAUGCGCCUGGCCGACUGCUUCCACCUGGGCUGGGGGCAACACAACUGCGGCCAUCACGAGGACGCGGGCGUGGUGUGCCGAGGGACUCUGAGCUGGUCCUGGGGAGCACAGGAUGUCCCCAAAUCAUCUUCCUCCCACCUUGCCCUGCCUCAUCAGGUGCUGAUGACUCAGGAGACCAUUUCCAAGAAGCCACCGCUGCCACCACCACGUCAGCCCCGACCCAUCUGGAGGAUGGUGAGCAUCCUAUGGGCGCUGGCACAGAGGUGGUUUGGAUGCAGCUGGGAGAAGCGAGGCACUCCCUGGCCCAGCCUGGCUGGGGUGAGCCCGUUCUCCUCCACCCCAUCCCAAUGUCCCACCACAGGGUUCUUGCGCCUGGUGAACGGCAGCCACCGGUGCGAGGGCCGCGUGGAGAUGUUCUACCUGUCCCAGUGGGGCACGGUGUGUGACGAUGCCUGGGACCUGCGGGAUGCCAAGGUGGUGUGCAGGCAGCUGGGCUGUGGGCACGCUGUGGCAGCGUGGGGAGAAGCACGCUACGGCCCCGGCACCGGUUACAUCUUCCUCGACAACCUCAAGUGCAAGGGCAGCGAGCCCUCACUGCUGCGCUGCUCCCACAUCCGCUGGGACGUCCACAACUGUGACCACUCGGAGGAUGCCAGCGUGGUCUGCAGCCUCCUAUGA